UUUGAGAAUGUUGACUUCUAACAACGCCAACCACUUCUUUGAAUGGAAUGUAAUAGAGGUAGGGGAAAUUGGGUCUGUACUUGAACUUGUAUUACCCGUAGUUUCGAGCAAACUAAACCAUGGAUCCUCUUCACUGGCACAAAAUAGCUGCCAUUUCUGGUGUGGCCGCUGUUGGGUUGGGAGCUUAUGGUGCCCACGCCUUCAAACCCCAAAAUGCUGCUUACAAAGAGGUUUGGCAUACUGCAUCUCUUUACCAUUUGGUUCACACAGCAGCUUUGCUUGCUGCUCCAAUCACUAAACGACCCCACGUUUUUGGAGGCCUUUUGAGUGCUGGUCUCGUGGCAUUCUCUGGGACGUGCUAUGCUGUGGCACUUCUUGAGGACAGGAAGUAUUCUACCUUGGCUCCAUUUGGUGGGUUUGCUUUCAUGGCUGCUUGGGCCAGCUUGCUUUUCUAAUCUUGAACUUCAAUGAAAGCUCUAAACGUUAUCGAUAUUCAGUCACUUAUCUUCGGUAUGAACUGGAAACAAUUUUCAUUGUCUAGGCUUUUCCCUUCAUCUUUCUCACUGAUUUUUCUUACGAAAUACCCCAUUUACGUGUGAAUAGUUCAUUAUAUAAGCAUGGAGUUGUCUGCUCUACAAUAUUUCAUACAAAACAGUGAAAACAUUAUGCUAUACAGUGCAUAAAAACUCAGUUAAUUGUUCAAACAAAUCAGUCGAAAGAAAACGUGAGCAUAUUAAAUCAUGUGGUUUACAUGAUUAUCCUUGUUAUCA
Molecule: messenger RNA, 770 nt
Organism: Cannabis sativa
Lineage: Eukaryota; Viridiplantae; Streptophyta; Magnoliopsida; Rosales; Cannabaceae
Exons: 5
Coding region: 120-455 (111 amino acids)
Source: RefSeq, a predicted model, not a curated record